UAAAACCCUAUUACACUUAGAAGCAGAAGCUGGUUAAGGUAAGCAAAACGGCGGAACCCAGCUUCAAGCUCUAACCGAAACAACAUAGAAGAAAUUUCUCACUCACGGUUCCUCUCUCAAGCAAUCAAGAAAGAAAGAAGGUUUGUUAGGGCAAAUAAAUCAAUAACGAAAAACCCAGAAACCGCAAAGAUUCACGUUUUCAAGAUGGAGGACAAUGAUAAAACGAAGGGUGGAGGAAGAGGUAUUGGUAGGGGUAUUUGUAAAGGUAAGAGAGGUAGGGCCACUACUACUUUGUCACAAUCUAUUAAUGGCCAGCCUACAAAUACUGAACUUCCUCAUUCCACUUUUACCCCCCAUCUUUCACCCGAGAGAUUUAAGGGUACCACUAUUUUGUCACAAACUAUAAAUAGGCAACCUACAAAGCAAUCCACUCCUAACCCUCAUGUUUCAUCAGAAAAAGGUAGAGGUACGACUACUUUGUCACCAUCUAUUGUUGGCCAACCUACAAAUUCUUCCACUUCUCAAAGAGCCACACAUUCUCAAUUUCAACACUCAACUCCUAGCCCUCAUGUUUCAUUUGAAAGAGGUAGAGGUACCACUACCUUGUCACCAUCUAUUGUUGGCCAACCUACAAAUUCUUCCACAUCUCAUAGAGCCACAGAUUCUCAAUUUCAGCACUCCACCCAUAGCCCUCAUAUUUCCUCCUCAGUUAGUCCACCUAUUUCUUCUACACCUAGUCUGUCACAUGUCCCAUCAACUGCUGCAUCCGGUGAUGAUCCACAUGUAUCAUCAUCCCAUGUCGAUUCACCUCCACAAAUUGGAAGUAAGGACCCUACUGAUGGACGAAUUUGGAUUCGUCCAGGUCCACAAAAGACAUUUGACCCUGCAAUUCAGCCUACGCGUGAGAUUGCAAAAAUUAUCAAACGUAAGUUUGUAGUGUCUUGGGCAAACUAUGGAGAAAUGAAGGGCGAUGAUGAAUAUAAAGUUGUGAACAAAUUGUGGUUUGGAGAGUUUGAGAGAAAGUACAAGUGGCUACCUGAACACAAGGAAGAAAUUAAGAAGAUAUUUGAUCAUAAAGCCUCUGAUGUAUACUCAAACACAAUGUAUAGGGUGAGAAAGAAUAUUGAUCCGGGUGAUUGGAUUCCUAUUGAAACGCGCAAGAUAUUAGAAGAAAAAUGGAAUGAUGAUAAGUGGAAAAGAAAGUCACAAAUUAACACUCAUAAUAGAAGAUCUUCGGAUGGCCCACUACACACAGGAGGAUCAAUUCCAACAACCGAGCACUAUAAGAGACUAAAAAAAUCCUCAGAUACAAAUCCAACUUGUUGGGAGUUAUUUCAAAAGACACACAGAGUAAAGGGUAACCCAAACAAGUGGGUUUCUUCAAAAUCAGAGAUGGUUGCUAAUGAGUAUGAAAAAAGGAUUAUUGAGAGGGACUCACAAGAGGCACCUGGAGAUGAUGUUUCUAGUCAUCAAUCUGACAACAUUAUCUUCUUAGAUGUUGUUGGAGGAGUGGACAAGAAAGGUCGUAUAUAUGGUUUGGGACCAGAAGCAGCAAAGUACAAGUCAUCUGGAUCUUCCAUAUCUGACGGUAUCUCACUAACUGAAUAUGAACACAUGAAGACUGUUAUUUCUGAUUUGUCUGUUGAAAACAACACCCUUAAAGAGAAACUCAAGACUCAUGAGGAUUUAAUUCGUGCAUCACAAGAAGACUCACGUUUGCUUAGAGAACAAUUAUUCCGAUUUAUGGAAAGUUUUUCUGGAGGUCAUCAACCUCACCGUUCGGCUCAAAAUCCGUCUCCACCCACUUCUUGAAAUACACUACUAAAUUGUAGUGAACUCACUUUUGUUUGUCAUGACUUAGUUUCAAGAACAAUGAUAGUACUAUUUUCCUUGUAAUUUCUUAAUUUUAAGAUCUUUUUUUGAACUUGUAGUUGUAAUAUUUAAUGUCAACGAAAAAAU
Messenger RNA from Vicia villosa (hairy vetch), 1959 nucleotides. RefSeq lists its product as uncharacterized. The record is from RefSeq and is a predicted model, not a curated record. The transcript is spliced from 6 exons. Bases 205 to 1812 code for a protein of 535 amino acids. NCBI's taxonomy places the organism in Eukaryota, Viridiplantae, Streptophyta, Magnoliopsida, Fabales, Fabaceae.